This is a messenger RNA of Drosophila arizonae, 1513 nucleotides long. Its product is annotated as serine protease gd-like. Lineage: Eukaryota; Metazoa; Arthropoda; Insecta; Diptera; Drosophilidae. The record is from RefSeq and is a predicted model, not a curated record. Gene Ontology annotation, molecular function: serine-type endopeptidase activity. Gene Ontology annotation, biological process: proteolysis.
AUAUAACCAUUUAUAUGGAGAGUGCGUUGCUAUUAUCCGGCAUAUUGCUGUCACUGCAUGGACUCAUCUCGCCGAUAUCGGCUCAGCGUUUGCCGACUAUCGCUUGCCCACAGUUCUUUGAGUAUUUAUCGUACAAUCAGCAGUUCAUAGGACACAUUGCAGUACGACAUGACCCGCAAUACGAGAGCAACGAGCUCGUUGUGGAAUUCUCACAGUACGGUGCUUAUCAAUGGAGCUAUGUGGGAAGCUUGACACUAAUGGACAAUCCGGAGGUUACCAAGUCCCAUUUAGCUAAUGGCGAGCCCGUUAACUAUCGCGUCGACUUUCCCAUACCCGGCGAUCCGCCCAAAUUGACAAAAAUCACUCUCAAUAAUGAGGUGCUCUGCAGUGCAGCGCAGUAUCCACCACCAAAGACCGCCAUCAUACUUAGGCAUUCACUGCUGUCCACAACGGUGCCGCUUGCCUUCCUGGACUCCAGGCGUGGUCAGAGCGGGUUCAUUCGGCAGUGGGACCUUGGGCCAUCCAUUCCGGCUGCGAAGCUACCGGACUACACGAUACCGCAGAUUCAAGUGCCGGCGCCUAGAACAACUCCCAGGUCACGGCCCGCCGUAGAGCAGCAAACUAAUUUGAAUAGUAGGGUGAAUCCUACGCCCGUGCCCAUAGAUCAAACGCUGACGACUGUCUGCGGACGGGAGCAAGCAGUUACAACGCCACUGAUUUUCCAAGGCCAGCAGCUGCAGCGGGGCCAGCUGCCCUGGUUGGUCGGUCUCUUCGAGCGCGGGACAGACAAUGGUCUGAUCUUCUUUUGUGGCGGCUCGCUUAUAUCCUCGAGGACGGUGCUGUCGGCGGCGCACUGCUUCCGCUUACCUGGUCGGGAUCUGCCUGCUGACCGCGCAGUCGUGUCUCUGGGUCGCAACACCAUCGACAUCAUUUCGGAGGGUGAAUUGCGCGAGGUCUCAGAGCUGCUCUUCCACGACGCAUAUGAAGCCUUUAGCGCGAAUGCGGACAUGGUGCUCAUUAGACUAGCAAAGAAAGUCAUCUUCAACGAUUACAUUGUUCCCAUUUGCCUAUGGAACGAGAACUAUCCGCUGCAGCUGCCAGCAGGCACUAAGAUGUACGUAGCUGGCUGGGGAGCCGAUGAGAACGGGAAUGUCAACACGCAGUUCUCGAAAAUCACGGACACGAACGUCGUCAGCGAGUCCGACUGUCUGCGCGAGAGUGUGCGCUCCCUGGUGCAGCCGAACACGAUCUGUGCGAAGCGCAUGGGGGCCGGUCCAUGCGCCAGCGACGGAGGCGGCGGACUGAUGCUGCGAGAUAACAAUGUCUGGCUGCUGCGUGGAGUCAUCUCCCUUGGCCUGCAAAAAAACAACACAUGUGAUCUCAACCGACCCUCCAUCUACACGGACGUGGCCAAACACAUUGCCUGGCUCCGCCAGAACAUGUGGGAUUAGCCAGUCUCCAAAUAGUGCCAUAAAAGCAUUUUGCUCUACCUAUUAUUAAUUACUCAGCUCUA